This is a messenger RNA of Chelonoidis abingdonii (Abingdon island giant tortoise), 3425 nucleotides long. The record is from RefSeq and is a predicted model, not a curated record. NCBI's taxonomy places the organism in Eukaryota, Metazoa, Chordata, Testudines, Testudinidae.
AUGGUGCCAGGGCCCACACUCCGCGCCCAGGGCCGGCCACGCGGCCUCAGCCCCUCUGAGCUGGAGCCUCUGGGCCAGCUUGCCUGCGUCCUGCCCUCCAGCCAGGGAGCCCUCAAGGGGCCUCCCGUGCCCAUCGCGUCCUGCCGACAGGGCCCUGGGGACCCAUGUCGCCGCAGCCCCCCACUUGCCCAGCUGGCUGCAAGAAUAACCGCCCCGCCCAAGGUGGCCCUCUGGCUCUGCUCAUACAGUGUGUGCUCGCCUUCCCUGUCGCCCGUGCCCCCACUCAGCGUGUGCUGCCCCUUGCUCAGCGCCAGGCUCGCCCCCUCUGUGUCCCCCUCGCUCAUGCUGCUGCUGUCUCCCCGGUGCUGGGGUCCUGGAGAAGCAGGGCCGCAACCGGUCGGGCACAGCCAGGCGAACGCGAGCGCCGUGCGGAACAACACCUAUACAGUGCUGACCGCUUGCUGGCAGAGGAAGCGGGCAGGGCGCUGGGCAUGGGCGCAGGGCCUAUCCUGCAGUGGUGCUGGCGGCGCCUGCUCGGGCCUGCUGGCACGCAGCGGGAUGGCGAGCGAGGCCGCAACGGGCGAGGAAGCAGCUGAAGCUCUACGAGAUGGCAUGUCAGCCAGAGCCCACCAGCCCCUGCUGCGGCCACCUAUCUCCCUUGAACACUCCCAGCCGCGGCAACAUAAUGCGCCGUGGUCCACCUACAAUCACCGACAGCUCUACUUCUGCCUGGUCUGCAUGCACGGGCCUCAGUGCCCUCUAUCUCCUCGCGCCCCGCAAGAUCGAAGGUUCGAGAGGCGACUGGCACUGAGCUGCGCCGUGAGGCCUGGUGGGUGCCCGCGCUCGUCCCUUCAUGAACUCGCUGGAGUUCGUGCAACGCCGUCAUCCAGGUGGGCAGGCCCGAGCCCGCGGGCGCCCGCCUCAGCGCCCGCCAGCACUGUGCCGGCCUCAGCCAGCCUGCCCAGCACGUGCUGCCCGAGAUCCCCGUCCUGCCUGGCCGACGGGGCACUGUGCCCGCACCGCCUCAGCCCCGCCCUGCCUCAGCACCGUGCCUGCCCGAGAUCCCCAUGCCUGUCCAGACUGAGGGCUUACCAGCACCGUGUCCGCUUAGCCACAGCCCUGCCCGCACUGUACCCGCGCCCCGAGAUCCCCCGUUCUACUAUUCCAGCGAAGGGCACCGUGCCCUCAGCAGCCCUGCUCAGCACCGGCCCCCGCCGAGAUCUCCUGUCCACCAAGGGCUUCCAGCCCGUGUCCGCCCAACAUCCCCUGCCUGAGCCCAGUCCGAGGGCACCCUGUCCGCCUCAGCCACCCUGUCCAGCACUGUGCCUGCCCCCGAGAUCUCCCAUCCUGCCGCUGGGGGCUGUGCCCACCUCGCCAGCCCUGUUCCCUAGUCACCGUGCCGCCGAGAUCUCCCAUGCCUGCCUGGCUGAGGGGCGUGCUGCCAUCAGCCUGCCCGCCCAGCAACCGUGCCACCCAGCGAUUUCCCAUACCUGCCUGCCGAGGGGGCCCAUGUGCCUGCCUCAGCCCACCCUGCCAGCACGUGUGAGCGGCUGUGGCAGAUCGCAGCGUCUGCGCAGCUCGGGAGGGACCCAAAGAAUCCUGCAGUCCCUGCUGUGGGCCUGGACCCACUCUCGACCCCUUGGCUCCCUGCAGGUUGCCCACAUCCGCUGGUCCAGCGCAGCUGGGUGCGGGGAAGGGCGAGGAGGGACCCGCGGGGGCAGAGUCAGUGACGUGCCCACCAGCCGGAGACACUCGGCGCAGCGCUGGUUCCGGCGGCACAAGGCAGCCGGGGGCUCCUCAGGCAGCGCCCGCUCUGCCUCGCGCUCUCCCUCCGGCCGCCAUCCCGCCUUGUUCUCUGCUGGCCGGGGCGGGGCCCCCCUCGCAGCUGCCACCCUGAAGUUUCUGGCCGUGCUCCUGGCCGCAGGGAUGCUCGCGUUCCUUGGUGCAAUCAUCUGCAUCAUCGCGAGCGUCCACCCUGCGGCCAGCCCCGCCGGAGCUCUCCGCGGUGCUGACAAUGACUCCAGCGCCGCCGCCGACAAGGCGCCGGGCGCUCUCCACGGUGCUGGGCAGAGCUUCUCGGGCAGCCCGCAGGACUCCCUGCUGGAGCUGCUCUCCAGCAGCGCCCGGCCCCGCCAGCAGCAGCAGCAGCACCAGCCGCUCUUCAGCCGCUUCCUCUGCACGCCGCUGCCGGCCGAGUGCCCCUCCGACAGCCCCGCGGCGGGGGACGGCCCCGCGCCCGCCGAGGACCUCUUCUUGCUGCACGCCGCGGCCGAGCAGCUGAGGCAGACGGCGCUGCAGCAGAGGGACCAGAUCCUGAGCGACUGGGAGACCAUCCGCGAGCUGACGGGCAAGCUGAGCCAGUGCGAGAACGGGCUGGAGCUGAGCUUCCAGGACAGCGCCGCUCUCUGGGGCGGGCCCCGCAAAGACACCAUGGGCGACCUGCCCUGGGACUCGCCUGCCAUGGUCCAGGAGCUGGAGGAUGCUGUCCGGUCGCUGAAAGACAGGAUCGACAAGAUAGAGCAGGAGCUCCCAGCACGAGCCAACAUCUCCACCUCCUCCUCCCCUGUGCUGACCCGAGAUGUGCUCCACACCAAGAUGGAGGAGCUAGAGGAGCAGCUUCUCUCCAAGAUACUGUCUCUGGAGAAAGAACGCUCCUCCGUUACCAGCAACAAUGGCCAGCAGCAACAAGAGGUGGAGAAGGAGCUGAGCGUUCUCCAGAGCCGGGUUUCUGAGUUGGAACAGGAGCACCCAGGAGCACCAGACUUUAACCCUCCAAAUGCCUACAAGGUGACCAUCCCCGUACGGACCAACUACAUGUACGCGCGCAUGAAGAAGAGCCUGCCGGAGCUUUUCGCCUUCACAGUCUGUAUGUGGCUGAAGUCCAAGGCCUCCUCAGGGCUGGGCACUCCUUUCUCCUAUUCUGCCCCCGGGCAAGCCAACGAGAUUGUGCUGAUGGAGUGGGAACACAGCCCCAUGGAGCUGCUCAUCAACGAUAAGGUUGCCGAGCUGCCCCUGAAUCUGAAGGAUGGGACAUGGCACCACAUCUGUAUCGCUUGGACCACCCGGGAUGGCAUAUGGUGGGCGUAUGAGGAUGGUGAGCAGCGUGGGUCCAGUGAGAACCUGGCCGCCUGGCAUCCCAUCAAACCCAACGGGGUGAUAAUCCUGGGCCAGGAGCAGGAUACGCUGGGCGGGCGAUUUGACGCGACCCAGGCCUUCGUCGGUGAGAUAGCUCAGUUCAACAUAUGGGACCAUAUCCUGACACCCACCGAGAUCCUGGGCCUGGCCAACUGCACCUCCCACCUGCAAGGCAACGUGAUCCAGUGGGACGACGAACUAGUGGAGGUCCUUGGGGGCGCCACCAAGUGGAGCUUCGAGAUAUGUGAGGAGAGGAUGAAGGCAUGAGAAGCCCCCCCACCCCCACCCAU